CCACCGCUCCUCUAGUCCCUUAUAUCGACUGUUAGGGAGAUGAAAACCACACAAUACGAGUUCUGACAUCUUGCAUCUUCUGUCGUACAGCUAUUUCUUCACGCUGCACUCCUUCUAUCGUCUAACCACUCUAUUGGCCUCCUAUCUAUUUGGUAGAACCCUGUUUUGAAUCCGCUGUGCAGAAGUGAUUGAUUGGUUGAUGGUUUGAUUGGUCACGAGGUAUCAGGCAGCAAGUCGUCUUAACUUAACGUUGGCCAGCUUUGGCCCGCGCAACAAUGCCAACUCAAACACGUUCUGGUGGGAAACCAUCCGCUGGCACGACGUAUAGAUCUACUGCCGCUGCUCCCAAACAGCGAAAGUUUCCACAUCGUCGACAGUCGACGAAGACAUAUGGACGUCGUCCGCCACUUGGUAGAAAGUUGAAACAGGAAACGUUGACACAAAUGGACUUCACUUCCCUCACUUCUUCGGCAAUGCAGGACUUUGUUGCUGACGACGACGAAAAGGAAGUAGAAGAGGCAAAGCAAGAGGAAGAGGAAGAGGAUGUUGAGUAUGAUGGCGAUAAGGAGAAUAUGGAGCUCAAACCGCCCAAGCCGGCUGGAAAAGCGAAGGCUAAGGCACAAUCACGCAGCAGCAGACGCAAGACUGCAGGUGAUGGACUGGAUAUUGAUGAGGUGCCACGAAAAUCCAAAAGGCGAAAGACUCUGGGGGAUUCGCCUAAUCCAAGCAUAUCAAGCAGCUUUCACACACAGACCUUAACCCAGAUGAUGUCCUCAAAUGAGAGAGACCGAGAAAACUGGCAGAUUGAAGACUCUGAAUACGAUGACGAGAAUGAUCUCCGGCUCGUUGCGAAGACCCCACGGAAGAGCACAGCGCAUUCUAUGAAGACUGGUACUCAAGAGGGUGCUGGAUCCGCCGUUCCCAGUUUGAUUGAGUCCGCCACACCCGUUAAUCGGCAGAAAAAGACCGAGAUACCAUCUUCGCAGUCACCGGCGACACCUAUGUUGUUGCGCUAUAGCCCACAACACUCGCCAUUAAUAACCAAGUCGACCAACGUCACAGCACCAUCUCCCAUUUUGAAAAACCAUAAGACACCUAGGAAUGCUAUUAUUCCUGACUCUUAUAGUACCGCUCAUGAAUCCUCUCCGAUUUCUGCUCAAAAGUCCACCGUAGAGGCAACGCCCUCGAAGAAGCUGCGUUUCGAACUUCCCGAGGAUAAGGAGAACAUUACACCUGGUAGAACGAAGCCAAAGUCUCCAAAACCAAAGUCUCAGUCUACUGGGCGGCGACCCCUGCAAGAGGUUCCCGAUUCUGACGAGGAGCUGGAAGACUUGGAUGAAACUGAGUACGAGACUGAGGAUGAUGAAUUUGAAGGCCCUGACCCUGACAGUCCUACCCCCCGGCGCUUUCAGAACGCAGUUCCACUAGUCAACAACUUAGAGCCACAACUGGGUCCGGAUAUUGACCAACCAGAACUAGAACAAACACCAACACGUGGCAGUCGAACUAUUACAGGACAGGGCUCGGCGGCUUUACUCGCUUCAGAGGAAGAGGAGCAUCUCUUUUUCUUAGAGCAGCCAAAUGAUUAUGAGCCAGGGGACGAAGACAUUUUCUUAGAGCAGCCAAAUGUUUAUGAGCCAGGGGACGAAGACAUUUUCUUAGAGCAGCCACAUAAUUAUCAGACAGUGGACCAAGAACUUGGUCAGGAGGAUAGGACAGAGGUGGAAGUGGAGAUACCAAACUCUCGGGUAGAACGAGACAACACCAACACGACUCCAGCUUCUAGGCUCGGGGGAACCAUAGAGUGUACCCUAUCAGAACAGGGUGAAAAUAACGCCACAACAGAUGAGGCACCCCCCUCACAAGAUAAUUGGUUUACCCAAGGGCUCGAGAGUCAGCGUUUGCCUCUGGAGUCGAUCCGCGCCCUUGGUCCUCAAACUCCUCAUUCCGAUAUCAUGGUUUCUUUACACCCUGAACAUAUAGCCAGAAUUGUGGACCAAACUAAGAAUCAUGAAUUCAGAGUCUGGAAAAUACCACAACAGGUUUCUCGGAUAUGGAUUUAUAUUACUCGGCCUAAAUCGCAGCUCCAGUAUAUGUGCCUCUUCAGCGAGCCGAAAACACCGGGCGAGAUAGAGGACGAGGGUGGCGUUGGUAACGUCGAAUUCAAUCAAGGGAAGAUGGCAGCAAAAUUCGCAUACGAGAUACUUCAAGUCUAUGAACUCAACAAUCCUGUCUCUUUGGAUGAGAUGAAGCGAAAAGGCUGGGUAGCAGGUCCUCCACAAAAAUAUACAUACAUACCCCCAGCCGUCGUGGGAGAGCUUACAGCUAACCUGAGAUGCGCUUUGUUUGGAGAAGCCUCUCAGUUAGAAGAUGCCAACCAUGAAGAUUUAUCAGAAUCUCAGGAACUAAAAGCACAGCUACAAAGCGAUGCAGAUUACUCUACGCAGCAACAUUCAGAGUCCACAAACGAGGUUAUCCCCGCAAGCCAGUCACCACAUAAGAACGGCGGUGCGAAUUCUGAAGCUGUGGUAGAUGAGCAAGGUUUUGUUAGGCCGGCGCUUUCCCGAGUUCGUUCUACAUCAUCCAACCACGAGUCGCCAUCGCUUCCUAGCCAGAAGCACCGCAAUUCGAUACGACCCUCUCAGGCUACUACGGUAAGCCAGGUGUCUUCAAGUCCGUUGAUUUCGCCGGGAAAGUUGGGCGCCCGUCCAGUGCCCGUCUCUAGCGAAACCGUAGGCAGUAGCCCGACAUUAUUCCGUCGCACGCACUCUUCUCUGCGAUCUUCUCAGUUCCUGACACCAAGUCAGAUGUUGCCUGAGAGCUUAUUGAACGCUGAUAUUCAUGAACCACCCCCUAUCGUUUGGGAUUCUGCAGACUCUGGGGAUUCUGAUUGAUGAUCUUCUUAACCGUUUUCGAUAUGAUGGGAUGACAAAGCAUUGGGAAAGGAAACGAACACGUAACAUUAUGUGGCGUUACAAAUGCGCGUUGUUACUUCUGGGACUCUGGUAGACAAUUCUGGCAACUAUAUGUAUAGUAAUAGCAUUGAAAUGAUGAGAAAUCGCACCCCUGGCUUUAUGAUUAUAUCUCGCCUUAGUCGAGCUGUAGAUACCUACCUCAAGGUAGGUUUACAUAAUAGUGUAGACCAGCAUAUCAACCCAC
Molecule: messenger RNA, 3159 nt
Organism: Xylaria bambusicola
Lineage: Eukaryota; Fungi; Ascomycota; Sordariomycetes; Xylariales; Xylariaceae
Exons: 1
Coding region: 276-2894 (872 amino acids)
Source: RefSeq, a predicted model, not a curated record